GCUUUGGAAUCAGUUUCUCGAACAAAACAGACAGAAGCAGAGUGAAAAUUUUAUUCGCGAAAACAUUGAAAACCUAAUCGAAUUUUCCAAACAGAUUUGGUGACUAAUUCGAAUUAAUUGAUUAAUUUUGUGUACCUACCGACGUUAUCAUUCUGAUAAUAAUAGUAGCAAUCGUUUAAUCAUGGAGGGUCAAGGAAAGAAAAAGGGGAAGAAGAAUCAUCCCGCCGGCGGUUCCCAGCCCGGUCAAGCAUCCGGGGGGAAUGCAGCGGGAGGCCAACAACAACAUCAACAGCAGCAGAAAAAACAACAUCAGCAGCAGGGCCAGGGCAAAGGGCAACAAAAACAACAACAAAAAUCACAACAACAACCACAACAACAGCAACAGCAACGUGAUCCAUCGCCUCCGCAACAAACCAUGGAAGAGCAAUUUCCUGAGUUGGGAUUUUCCGAACAGCCAAGGAAGGGAAAAAAUAAACAAAAACAACAACAAAAAUCACAACAACAACCACAACAACAGCAACAGCAACGUGAUCCAUCGCCUCCGCAACAAACCAUGGAAGAGCAAUUUCCUGAGUUGGGAUUUUCCGAACAGCCAAGGAAGGGAAAAAAUAAACAAAAACAACAACAAAAAUCACAACAACAACCACAACAACAGCAACAGCAACGUGAUCCAUCGCCUCCGCAACAAACCAUGGAAGAGCAAUUUCCUGAGUUGGGAUUUUCCGAACAGCCAAGGAAGGGAAAAAAUAAGCAAAAACAGCAGCAACAACAACAAAAACAAAUGGAACAACCCCAACAGCAACAGCAAAAACAGCAGCAACGUACCCAACAACAACAGCAACGCCCUCAACAACAGCAGCAAGGUCAAGGCCAAGCAACCUUGCCUCAACAACAGCAGCAGCAACAACCACGACAACAGCAACGUCCUCAACAACAACAACAACAACGUCCCCAACAACAACAGCAGCAAGGUCAAGCAGCCUUGCCUCAACAACCACGACAACAGCAACGUCCUCAACAACAACAGCAAUCGGUGCAAUCGUCGCGAUCGCAGUCACAUGAAUCAUCGCAUUCCUCUUCACCGACGCAUGCCGCUGCACUCGAGCGCGUUGAGGAAGAUUUCAGCAAGAUCAAAAUCGAGAAGCAAAAAAUUCAUUCAUCAAGUUUGUUGCCCGUGCUGAUGCGUCCGAAUGCGCACGGCACCCGUGGAAAGCCAAUUAAGGUGGAGGUGAACUACAUCCAACUGCUGCUGGAUCGCCUCAUUCCUACAGCCUAUCACUACGAUGUGGACAUCCAGCCGCCAGCAUCGCGCAAGUGGCAACGCUUGGCCUUCGGCGAGUUCACCCGGCAAAUGUUCCCGGACCACGGAUUUGCAUUCGAUGGGCACAAAAACGCCUACGCGGCACGGCGCCUCCAGUCCGAUGUCCACGAGCAAGAGGUCAAGGUGCGAGCAGAUGGCCGUGAUCGUAAGUUCAAAGUGGCCAUGAAGGAAGCUGCAGUUUUGGAUAUGAGUUGCCUGAAAACAUACAUGACCAACGGCAGCACGAUGGACAAGCCCAUGUCGGCUAUUCAGUGUCUGGAUAUAGUACUGCGAACCGCGUACGAAAAUAAUCCUAAAUUUAUCAAGUUUAAGAAAUCAAUUUACGUCAAACCGGAACGGCCGGAUGACCUCGGAAGCAACCACGAGCUGUGGUACGGCUUGUUCCAAUCGGCCCUGUUGGGUUCAAGACCUUUCCUGAACAUCGAUGUUUCGCACAAGGCUUUCCCAACCGGUGGACCAGUCAUGAAAAUUUUGAGCGAUCUGAACCGGGGCCAGAUUCCGGAUCGAGUACCGGAAUGGAUGAACCGAGAGCUCCACGAUUUCCUCAAAGGGAUGGAACUUGCGUACACCGGACCUGAUGGAGUUUCGAAGCUGUUCAAAUAUAAUGGGAUCAAGGGCCCGGCAAAUCAGCAAAGAUUCAAACUGGAAAACGGUACAGAGAUGACCAUUGAUCAAUAUUUCCGUUCACAGAACAGACCACUCCGUUUUCCUUCGCUGCCGGUUCUCCAUGUUGGUAGCCUCGUUCGCAAUGUAAUGCUUCCGAUAGAGAUGUGCGCUAUUCCACCCGGACAGGCCCUCAACAAGAAGCACCCUGAUUCAUGCACUCAGUAUAUCAUCAAAAAAUCGGCCACUGAUACCGCAACACGCAAGCGGAAGAUUAUGGAUUUGUUCAACCAAAUUGGCUACAACAAUGCUCCAACCAUCAAGGAGUUCGGAGUUGGAGUCGCCAACAAUUUCGAAACGGCCGACGGACGAAUACUCGAUCCCCCGGAGCUACUCUAUCGCAACGACAGGCGCGUUAAGCCGAUGAGAGGCGUUUGGCGGGCAGAUAAUAUGAACUUCAUUGUCCCGAGCACUGACGUUACCAGACGGGAACUCAGUUGGACCAUAUUGAACCUGGACGGAAGAACCCGCCCGGACGCGAUUGAAGAGUUUGGACGUAACAUUUACCAGAUGUCCAGAAAACAGGGCGUUCAGCUUCAGGAAUUUAGUAUGAAAAACAAUUUUUACGAACCGCGAGAUAUGAGAUCGGCUAUAAAGGAUCUCGACAACAUGUUCGACGAUCUGAAGAAACGUCGGGUGGAUUUGGUGUUCGUAGUUAUCCCAGCUCCCGGAAGAGACGGCGAUGUAUACGCCAAAGUUAAGCAGAAGGCUGAGCUGUGCGUCGGACUGCUCACGCAAUGUAUAAAGAGCUUCACACUGGAUAGGAAACGGGGCGAUAUGAGCACUAUCAGCAACAUUUGGUUGAAGAUCAACGCUAAAACCAACGGCUCAAAUCAUGUGUUGGCAGGCAAUGUAAAACCGCCAAUAGCGCGCAAACGUGUCAUGUACAUCGGAGCCGAUGUCACCCAUCCCUCGCCGGAACAGACCAACAUUCCCAGUGUGGUUGGAGUGGCUGCCUCGUACGACAUCGAGGGUUUCCGCUACAGCUGCUGCUACCGUCUACAAGGUCCCAAGGACGAAAUGAUUCGCGAUUUGCAAAACAUCGUCGCCAAGCAGCUCAGACAAUUUAAGCAAACGAAUCAGCAACUGCCAGAGCUUAUAAUGUACUAUCGCGACGGUGUAUCCGAGGGUCAAUUCCAGGAAGUGCUAACCAUAGAACUACGGGCAAUGCAAGCAGCGGCUGCUAGCGUACAGCAAGGAUACAAACCCAACAUCACCUUCAUAGUAGUCCAAAAGCGCCACCAUGCACGUUUCUUCCCCACAGCCAACUGCCCAGUCGAAGGCCGCAAUAAUAAUGUACCACCGGGUACGAUUGUCGAUCGCUACAUUACCACUCCGAACCAGUAUCAAUUUUUCCUGGUUUCACAUGCGGCCGUGCAGGGGGUUGCCAAACCCACCAAGUACUGUGUGCUGUACGACGACGAGAACUGUAACCCGGAUCAGCUGCAGGCGCUGACAUAUUACCUGUGUCACAUGUUUACUCGCUGCAAUCGUGCCGUGUCCUACCCGGCUCCGACCUACUAUGCACAUCUGGCCGCCUACAGGGGACGAGUCUACAUCAAGGACCGCCCACUAAAUAUGAACAAUUUGGCGAACGAGUACGAGAGGAUGCAGAUCAAGACUGAAAUUCAGGAUGGUCAUCCGAUGUUCUUCGUUUAAAAUCCCCCUCGCACAUGGGGUCACUGACUUUAUGAUAAUAAUAUGUUUCUUAUAAUCUCUAUUCAUUAUAUUAUACUUUUUUAUUACUGCAGAUAUUUAUGAAAUGAAUAUAUAAUAUUAGAUAGGAAUCACAUCAUUCAUCAACAUAAAUUUUCGGAGCUCAAGUAUCUUGAGAGCCUUCCAAAUAAACGAAUAAGUAAAAAAAAAGUUUCUUGACACAUUGGAUAAAAUAAAUGACGUUUAAUGUGAUUCCGCGAUAACCCAAAAAAUCGUUGAAAUAUUACUUGAUGCCGAAAUCCACAAAGGCCGAGAAGUACAAAUGUUUGAAAAGGAACUCAUCACAACGCAAAUGGUUAGUGCCACAGUUGGAACUUUGGAAAGGCACCAUAAUGGGAGGUCGCGCCAUGAUUGAAAGGUGGAAGCAGCACUUCGACGAUCACCUGGAUAGCCACAGCCGUUUGAAUACAAAAUAGCCGUGUGAAGUGAACACAUCUUAGCGUUGUAUCGAAGAUCUAGUAAGAGAAUACGAUGCGUCGAGAAGCUAGUGCCAGUAUUGGGAAUACUCACUAGCAAAGAAUUAUACUAACAUGCUACUAUCUCAGUUCAGAAACAACGAUGUAUGACGGACUUUUACUUUGUAAUUUUACCUUAGAGUUCGCCGAAUAAAAUAUAGAUCGCACACGCAUACCGAAUUUGUGUAAGAGCUGUGGUGGUGAUUCUCCACGGCGGCGUGAGAGUAAUUUAUACUCACCUCGGGAAGAGUUGGGCUGCAAAAUGGUGAGUCGAUAAGGAGAGCGUCCAACAUAGCUCUGAUCCUCACAAGUUCAUACCUCAUGCUUCCACAGGUCAAUCGAUGACAAGAACCGCCAGCUAAGAGAUGUGUGCUUAGCUGGUAGUGCAGCCUGGGCACUGUUGUUCUUCUGACUUCAGCUAAAUUGAGGAGGUACGUACCGAACGUCUGUUUACCAAGGAGGUGCGGCUCAAACAGCGUCUGUUCUAGAUGCAGCGGCUGAACAUGAAAUGCUCCGCUCCUCCACCGGAAGCUAUACCUAGGUAGAGUGGCAGCCCCACCACGGUGGAUAGGGGGCCUUAGGCCAACUACCUAGUGUUCUCGAAACCCUAAAAUCAUUACAGAAACCGAAAAUGAAAGAUUACGAACUGAUUCAACGGUAACGACUUUUAGCGCGAAACACCGGACAAGAAUUGGAACUUGGAAUGUAUUAACCCCAGCCCAGCAGGGUGAACUGACACAACUAAUCAAUAAGGCAUGCCGUAUGUAGCUUGACCGAAUCGUGUUGAAAUUGACGCUUUCCAAGCCUGAGCUUGAGAUCCUAGGACUGAGCGAAGUCCGAUGGCGGAACUUUGGAGACCACAGAUUAGUGUCGGGCCAAAUUCUGCUAUACUCUGGUCACCGUGAUAGCAUGAUCCAAUGUAACGCGCCAACCGAUGCUGAAGAAAUGCAAAAUAAAAAGAUCUCUUACAGCCAACUGAAUGCUGUCGUGGAUAAGAUUCCAAAAGGUGAAAUCAAAAGCCCCAUGGGCGGCUUCAACGCGAAGGUUGGUUCCGGCAACUCGGACUAUGAGCACGUCAAUGAGAAGAAGUGAGUGAAAACGGAGAGCUAUUUGCAGAGUUUUAUGGCAACAAAGACAUGGUGAUUGAAGGAUCGCUCUUACCCCAUCGACCAGUGCCCAAACUUGAGUUUCCCCAAUCGACCACAUCUGCAUCAGCCGAAAAUGGAGAUGGAGCCUUAUUGAUGUAGGUACGGAAGAAACGUAGCGCCGACAUUGCUUCCGUCCAUCAUCUCCUAAUCGGCGAGAUCUAGCUAUACGCAUUGCUAGAAUCCAUCGACAGGAGGAGAAAAUCGGGCGCCGGUUCAACGCACGCCGACUGGAAGACGCUUCCUUCGUUAAGGACAGGGUGUCUACUACCCUACCUGGAAAAACCUGGAAAACCGGGAAUCCUCAGGGAAUUUUAUUUAACAGGGAAAAACCUGGAAUACUCAGGGAAUAUCUUGAGUACUCAGGGAAAUUUUACUCCGAUAAAAAAAACAUUGGGUCGUAUGAAUAAAAACCUGGUAGUAAAAAUCCAUAUAGAAAUUUCGCUGCAAGGAUUUUUUGCAGAAUUUCCGUUAGGGUUUCUUUUUGGAACUUCUUUAUAAAUACCUCCUGGAAUGUCUCCCAGGAUUUCUUAUAAAAUUCCUUUCGCAUUUUUGACGCUAUUUCUCUUGGUAUUCCUUUUUGAUUUUUUUCCGGAAAGGUAUACUUCCGGAUUCCUUCCAGGAUUCCUUAACUCAAACCGAUUUCUCCUGGAGUUUUUCACGGGGAUGCUAUUUCUUCCCGGAGUUCCUCCUGUGAUUUGCUCAAAGAAAUCUACGUAGGAUUUCUACUAAAGAUUCAUCCCGAAUACUCUAUAAGAAUUUCUGUGAGGAUAAAUCGUGGAAUUUCUUUCGGUAUUCCUCAUGGAAAUUUUACGCAAUUCCUUCCGGUGUUCCUCAUGGGACUUCCCCAGAAGAUCUUCCCAGAUUUUCUUUUAAAGUUUCUAAAGGAGUUAUUCCUGGGGUUUUAAAGUUUCUCCAAGGGUUUCUGAAGGAGUUUUCACGAAUUUACUGCAAGAGCUCCUCAAGAGAUUUCUUUUAUUUUUUUCCUGUGAUAUCUUCAAACAAUUGCUUUGUGCUUUCUUCAAGAUGUUCUUCCUGGUCUCCUACAGGAAUUUCUUAAAAGUUUUCACGAGGUUUUUUUUAGUUUUACCUGAGAUUUCUCUCGGAGUAUCUCCUGUAACUUCUCUCAAAAGAUUCCUUUCAAUGUUGGUCAUGAGAUGUCUCUCAGAGUUUUUCUUAAUUUACACUGGACUUUCUCCUAAGAUAUUUUCCAGAGUGCCUUUUUGGGUUUCCACAGGAGUUAUUGCUGAUAUUUCUCAUUGAAUUCUUCUCUUGCAUUCUUUCAGAGCCAGGCUGUUCCUUGUAGUUGUACCGGAUUUCUUGCAGUGAUCCACCUGAAAUUUUUUUUUUACAGAUAUUCUCUGCAUUAUUCCCAAAAUUCUUCCCGUAAUCUUUACAAGAAAUUGUAGGAAAUUCCUGGAGAAAUAUUCGAGAGAAUUCAAAUAAAAUCUUGCGAGAAACUCCGCUAAGUGUUAUUGAAGAAAUCUCGACAGGAACUUCAGGAAAAACCUGAAAAAAAAGACAUCUCGAAAAAAGUUCUAGGUAAUAUCAAUCCCGAGAAGAAAUAUUAAGGACAUUUAAGGAGGAAUUCUGAAAACCUCAUGGAAUCCUAAAAGCAGCUACGGACGAACCCUCCCUCAUCCAUCCGGAAUCUAACCGCAUGGCUAUGAGGCUCAACCAAUGACAUGCUUGAAGAAACUUUGAAUAGUUUUGGAUGGAUCUUCAGGAGAAAUCCAGCGAGAAUCUCUGGAAGUAUAUCUGAAAACCUUUGAAAAAAAUAUCGGGACGUACUCAAAUAGAUAUCUCGUGAAAGAAUCCUGCGGAAAGCCAGGAAGAAAUUCCAGGAAUUACGCUCACAAAUCUUGAAAGAAAUUUUUGAAAACUAGGGGACAGCUACGUAUUUUCGGCAGUUUUGUUCUAUUCGUCAUGGGUGUUUUUUUAAACCUGUUGAACUCAGAGUUGACAUCAAAUCCUUCCCAACCAAAAUUUCAUCUGGAAAAACCUGGAAAACUCAGGGAAUUUUAUGUUGAGUUAUUAGUAGACACCCUGAAGGAGCUAGAGCACCGUGCUGUUGAUGUUUCGGAAGGUGGAAGCGUAUAAGAUCAAUGGAUCACCCUCAAGAAGGCCUUCAUCGCCACCGGCGAGAAUAAUUCGCACCCAGAGAGUGGAUCACAGAUGACACCUGGAGGUAGAUAGAGGAGCGAAGGAACGCCUAAGCCGCGAUAGAGCGAGCGAAAACACGAGGAGCCAAAGCCGGAGCCCGUCAGCGCUAUUCGGCUCUCGAGAAGGAAGUGAAACACCAACGAAGGCGAGAAAGCCGCAAAUACCGGCGACAUUCGUCUGCUCUACAAUGUCUCAUGUCGCCUUAGUGGGACUAAGAUGAAUGCUGAGGCGUUCCAUAUUGCGCGCAAACCCCAAAAUUUUAUUCCCACCUUUGGGUUUCCGCGCCGAAGACCCAGCGCCAGAUUCGGCGACAAAGAAACUUGACAGCCGUCGCUGGAAAGUUGACAAUCCUGAUAUUUGACGGCGGUCAUCCGCUAGCUGUGGGAGUGGAUUGUUGUCAUGUAAAUAGAGCAUUUCGCUGAAAAUGCAUGUGUAUUAAGUUAUUGUGACAGAUUUCUUGCUGUGUUAGUGUAAAAUUUGGUGAUUUGCUGAAUCGCGUAAGCUUUCGCUGGAAGAAAACGUUAUCUUUUUUAGCGAAGCAAGGGAAAUUUGCAAUGAAAAAAGCAAUAUCAUUUCAGCAACGAGUAAUUUUCAUAUAUCUUUAUUUGGAUGAAACCUUGCAUACAAGUCUUUGGGGGAGAAAAACGCCGUUUUGCAUACUUGGUUCGCCAUUUUGAAUCUAGCCUUACUUAUGAGAAGGGCCUAUGAAAAAUGCACAUGAUAUCUUCAAAAAGUUGUAUCUCGAAAACGGUUUGUCCGAUCGGUUUGGUGUCUUCGGCGAAGUUUUAGACAAUUGUUGGUGCUAUAUGGAGAAAAUAUGCACGGUAAAAAAAUAUGUUUGGUUUUUGUGAUUUGAACUAAAAUAUAGAUUUUCCCUCAAAAGUGACAUGUCAAUAUUUUUUUUAUUAUCCUUAUGUUAUAGCUGACUGAAAAUGCUACCUAGUGCACAGUGGGUUGUUCUGGAGAAAAAUAGGUUACAAUGAAAAAAAAAUGUUUUAAAAAAUUACGGUUUUCAAAAAAAGCUAUUAAGUAAAGUCAAAAAAGUUUGUCGCCCUAAUUUUAUGAAAGUACAUCAAAUUUGCAAGAAAAAAGUACUUCGGUAACAUUUUUCUAAGAUGCACCGUUUAGAAGAUAUUACUAAUUUAAUAUUGAUUUUUUUGAUAACUUAAUAAGUUUUAGCCCUUUUCGGAUGUACUCCGUGUUUCUCCAGUUUCAAAAGUAUUUUUUUCGGAAAGAUUGGAAAAUUUUGAGUUAAAAUGACACUGACAGCUUAAAGGUUUGAGUGAAAUUCUCUGCCUUAAAAGUAUUUUGAAACAAGUUACAAAAUCCCACUAUCAAGAACAAUGAUUUCUUCCAGUGGUUUUUGGUGCCUUCUGCUGAAAACGUGCUAAUAAGUAUUAGAUACAGGUAAUUAGAUACCAGUUAGCUGUACUACGUACAGUUGGUGAUUGUAAACAUGGUCUUUGUUGGAACUAGUCCACCAUGGCCACGCUGGCCCAGGCUUGUAAACAUUCGACACUUUUCACUGCCUUCGUUUCGUUGUCGCGGUCGGGUGUCAGCUUGCUUUAUUUCAUUCGAACGCGACCGCUACCUCUUACACACAACACAAGCGGCAGAACAAAGAUCAAUAAACAAAAAAGUGGAUCAAAUCAACGUAGUCUGACACGAUGACAUUAGUAUAAUUCCAGCUUUUCGCAAGAUUUCAGCCAAUUUCGAUUAAAAUUGGUAUAAUAUUAGUAUAAUAUUAGUCACCUUCCAUCAAACUAGACGGCUGCCGACUGAUACUUCAAUCAACAACCGCCGCACUCUUUAUUCAUUCCAGGUAUAUACAAUUUACAAUCUUCUUCAAUAACAAUAUACCUACGCCAGCAAAUCUACCUCGCUCCAACUCUCCAAACUCGUACCUGACGAUACCUGAGCGUUCAACUCUACCUAUCUUCCAGCAGUCUUUACCCAGCAUUCUAUGAUUUAUACCCGUGAGCUGUAUAAUAAUGUCUGACUCGGUUCUGAAUUCAUCCAGUAUCUACUAGGGAAAACCAAACAGUAAAUGCAGAAAGGUUGCUAGAAGCAUAGUGAUUUCAUAGUAAUUUCAGCUAAUAAUCCAGUGUUGUUUGAUAACAUAAUAAUUGUAAAGGAAAGUGUAACACGUUUUGGUGCAAAGAUUACAAAAUGAGUAAAAUCAGAUGUAUUCGUCCAUUCAAAGACAUUCAGUGUUCGAAAGAGCUGCGAUAUCUCACGGAUGGUAUCAUCCAAAAACUAAAGUCAAUUGGAUUUUCCAAGGUAUCCACACUGAACACCAAGGAUUUUCGUAUUUGUUCGUCUUGCCGUCUACAUAUUGAUUCAAGAGCUCACCUCACCCAAAACGAAGAACAAAGCGUAGCCGGUGGCUCAAGGAUGCCAACUGUUCAGACCAUACCUGUUGUACCUGAUUCGCAAAGCUAUGAAAGUUUGGUCACGAUACCAUCAGCGUCAACGCUAAGCACAAUUCAAUCAAAUGAAGACUUCACGAUGCCUGUAGACGUCGAAAUAUUCAACCGAGGAAUAGCAGCUAUUCGUGUUUCGCCUAUAGAUUUAGGUAAGGUUAAAAAUGUUCACUAUCCUGAAAAAAAGUGCGCUGAAAUCGUCGAAGGUGUACGAAGAAAUCUUUUUAAAUUAGACGCUAAAACAGAAAAAGCAAACGAGUUUAAUGAAGUCAUAGAAAAUAUGAAAAUUAAAUUUUUAAAUUCAGCCACAAGGCAAGAAAAACUAACAAUUUUAUCAUUGUUACCAAAAUCAUGGUCAGUACAAAAAAUUGUAGACGAAUUUAAAACUAGUAGAAAUAUGGCAUCAGAUGCAAGAAAGGAAAAAAAUAAUGUAUUAGAUUCAUCUCAAGGUUCAAGCUCUGGAAAAGCUUUGAGUAAUGAAACAAAAGAACUGGUUUUGAAUUUUUUUGAGGACGAUGAUAUAAGCCGUGCAAUGCCAGGCCAAAGAGAUUUUGUUAGCGUAAAGACAGGAAAUAAGAGAUUAGCUGUUCAGAAAAGAUUGUUAAUGAUGACAUUAAGAGAAGCUUUUAAUCGCUUUAAUGAAAUGUA
Molecule: messenger RNA, 10534 nt
Organism: Aedes albopictus (Asian tiger mosquito)
Lineage: Eukaryota; Metazoa; Arthropoda; Insecta; Diptera; Culicidae
Product: protein argonaute-2
Exons: 12
Coding region: 182-3643 (1153 amino acids)
Biological process (GO): regulatory ncRNA-mediated post-transcriptional gene silencing
Molecular function (GO): miRNA binding; protein binding; RNA endonuclease activity
Source: RefSeq, a predicted model, not a curated record